This is a messenger RNA of Strongylus vulgaris, 882 nucleotides long. The record is from the annotation of a GenBank genome assembly. Lineage: Eukaryota; Metazoa; Nematoda; Chromadorea; Rhabditida; Strongylidae.
UACGCGCUGAGAUCAGGCGAUACCGAGAACUCCUUGAUGGUGUGGGGAAGGGUGGAGGCGGCCCCCAUGGUGGAGGCAGCCCCACUGCUGGUGGAGGUGGAAGCAUCUCGGGUGGUGGUGGAAGUGGUGGCGGCUUCGGUGCUGGUGGAAGUGGAGGCGGCUUCGGUGCUGGUGGAAGUGGAGGCGGCUUCGCUGCUGGUGGAAGUGGAGGCGGCUUCGCUGCUGGUGGAAGUGGAGGCGUCAUCGGUGGUAAAGAUUCGAGCGAACUCGAGGGCGGCCCAACUACAUCCUACAGAGACACAAUCACGACGAGAACAUCCCAGAUUGGAAGCGGAGCUUCAGAUUUCGCCGGUGGAGUCACCUCAACGUACGUUCCAGGCGGAGGUUAUACGCUCAGCUCAGGAGGUGGUGCAGUGACGAGUGGUCACUCACAGAUUGGAAGCGGUGCUAGCGCUGCGGUACCGUUACCUGCUCCGCAAGGAACGAUACACUACUCCUGGACAGAACGCAAGCCUAUAACUGUCACUAGUACGGUGGACUACACAAUGAAGGAUGAACGAAGUUCGGUUGCGAGGUCUGGACCGGAUCAUCAUGAGUACACCAUGCAACGCUCUGCUCAAGGAAACGUCACGAUCGGGAAAGUAGCAAAUGACGGAUCGUACGUCACUAUCGAGAACACUUCCAUGGACAUUGACCAGGACAUUGGUGGGUGGACCCUUUGCAGCACCAGUUCCACGCUGAAACAAGUAUCCUACACUUUCCCUCCUGAAUUCUUCAUAACUCCCCAAAGCGCCGUAAAGGUGUUUGCACGCGGGAAGGGACCCCACAAUCCACCUCACUCGGUCGUUUGCGAAAUGGACACCACAUUCGCAACAGGCGACG